GGAAGCUUCGAGGGCUAUAAGAGCAGACAGGUUUUUUCCUCUGUCGCACCUGUUUCUCGAAUCUCUUCUCCCGCAGCAGCAGACGCGGUGGCCGAGGCCAAGUUUCCUUCCGCUUCGUCUCCCAGAUCCAAAUCCUUAUACCGUCGUCUCUCCCUGCCUCUCCUGGUAUUCGGGGUCUGACGAAUGGCUUCGAAGCGGAUUUUGAAGGAGCUCAAGGAUCUCCAGAAGGAUCCUCCUACAAACUGCAGCGCUGGUCCUGUGGCUGAAGACAUGUUCCACUGGCAAGCCACUAUCAUGGGACCCCCCGACAGCCCAUAUGCCGGUGGAGUAUUUCUGGUCACCAUUCAUUUCCCCCCGGAUUAUCCUUUCAAGCCUCCAAAGGUGUCUUUCAAAACUAAGGUCUUCCACCCGAAUAUCAACAGCAACGGAAGCAUUUGUCUUGAUAUCCUGAAAGACCAGUGGAGCCCUGCCCUUACCAUAUCCAAGGUUCUGCUGUCGAUUUGCUCACUGCUGACAGACCCGAACCCAGAUGAUCCGUUGGUGCCAGAGAUUGCUCACAUGUACAAGACGGACAGAGCAAAGUACGAGGCCACUGCACGCAGCUGGACCCAGAAGUACGCCAUGGGGUGAUGAUGAGGAGUUUUAAAAUGUAAAACUUUCCAAUGCUUUUGAUUUUAUAAGAAGAAGUAUCUAAUGGGUUGGAUCGGCUGCAAUACAUAAUCGAACAUCGCGCUGAAUGGUUAUUAUUAUGACUAUUUCCCUUGUAUUUUGUUUUCGUCGUUUUAAUCUCGUGACUCUGCGGCUUCAAGUUUGGAUUUUUCAGCUCAUCGUGGGAUAUAAUAAUGGGUGUAAUAUUCGAUUCA
Tarenaya hassleriana is the source of this 863-nucleotide messenger RNA. Its product is annotated as ubiquitin-conjugating enzyme E2 11-like. The transcript is spliced from 5 exons. Bases 184 to 630 code for a protein of 148 amino acids. Gene Ontology annotation, molecular function: ubiquitin conjugating enzyme activity. NCBI's taxonomy places the organism in Eukaryota, Viridiplantae, Streptophyta, Magnoliopsida, Brassicales, Cleomaceae. Gene Ontology annotation, cellular component: nucleus. Gene Ontology annotation, biological process: protein polyubiquitination. The record is from RefSeq and is a predicted model, not a curated record.